CGCUUGCGGGGACGAGGGCUCGCGCGACUGCCGGGGUGUUGGAGAUAGACGUUGUACAAAAUAUUGAUCCCACCAUUUAUAGCAACUUCAGAGAAGAACCUAGUAAGAUAAGUAGAAAGCUCAUGUCAUCAGGAAUGCCACCAGAAAACCUUGUGGCAACCAAGGUUACAGAAGCGGAAGAAACUGUGAAAUGCAACAUUGAUCCAACGGAAAAUCAAGAGUCACCAUUGGAAAAAAUGGAAAAUAUUGAAGCUAUGUCAAAGAGGCAAAGAAAGAAGCUAAUGAAACAGAAAAAAUGGGAAGAACAAAGAGACUUGCGCAAGCAGAAACGUAAAGAAAAGCGCUUGAAGAGAAAACUGGAACGCCAGUCUCAGUUGGAAGCAAACAACGAAGAAAGUGUCAGGAAGCGCAUGCGUAGGAAUGUUGUUCCUAGUACACUUCGCCUUAUUAUAGACUGCAGUUUUGACAAUUUAAUGGAGUUAAAGGAUGUCAAGAAACUUCACAAGCAAAUUCAGAGAUGUUAUGCAGAAAAUCGCAAAGCACUCCAUCCUGUACAGUUUUACUUGACCAGCCAUGGAGGCCAGCUGAAGGACAACAUGAAUGAAUCUGACAAAGGAUGGGUAAAUUGGAAGGAUAUCCACAUUAAAUCAGAGCAUUAUAGUGAACUGAUGAAGAAGGAAGACCUUGUGUACCUUACAUCAGACUCUCCUGAUGUCCUGAAUGAACUUGAUGAGUCCAAAGCCUAUGUCAUUGGAGGCUUGGUGGAUCAUAAUCAUCAUAAGGGAAUAACAUACAAAAGAGCACAAGAACAGGAUAUAAGUCAUGCACAGCUUCCUCUGGGAAUCUUUGUGAAAAUGAACAGCAGGAAGGUCUUGGCAGUCAAUCAUGUGUUUGAAAUCAUUCUUGCAUACUUGGAAAAGAGAGACUGGGAAGAAGCAUUCUUCACUGUCUUGCCACAACGAAAAGGAGCCAAACCACUAAAUGAGACAACUGAUGCCUCCAGAUGCAAUCUGCAAGAGUCAGAAAUGGUUCAAGAUGAUGGCUUAGAUAGUUGCUAAGUCCAAGCAGAAGUUUUAUUUGUACAAAAGGUUCACAGAAGCCAUGGGGUGAAAGCUGGAUGAAUAAAAAUGGAUGUAUACUGUGCUUGUGGUGUGGAGUUUUUUAAUGGGGUAGUGUGUAGCUUGUCUGUUGAUUCCAAGCAGUGGACUUGCAUUGCCAGAUCUGGAUUGUAGAUUUACUGAUAAAAUACUUGAUUUUUAGUAAGCAAAAGUGCAGUUGAGGAUGUCUUUAUGUUUCCCAAGGAAGCUGAUAUUUAUUUGCCAUUUUUAAUAUUUUUAUUCAAUAUUUGCAAGAAGGUAACUUUGUAUUCUGCGGGUAAAGGAAAUUUAAUUAUCACCUUUAGGUUUAAUUUGUUACAAUCUUGCCUGCUAGUCUCAAAUCUACCCUGCUCUACAUGUAAUGUAACUUCUGUAUGGUUUGGGGGCUUUCUUCAGUGAAUGCCUGAUGAAUUCAAAUUGGAAUGGUAACAUUGAUUUUUAGACAGAGAGGGGGAAACAUUUCAGUUUUGAGUGCCCACUCCCUUUUAAUUCUUGGUAGAGAAGUAAAAUUGGCUCAUAUACUUGUACGGUCAGCACUGAAAUUAAUUCUGCAUUCCAACUUCACUAUGGUAGCAUGUCUUAAGGUUUGUUUCUCACUAUAGUUAAGCUCCUUCCUGCUCUAAGAAAUUACUGUCAGAACCCCAGCCCACACUGCUGUUUCUCACUGCACCAGUAUUACCCAAAUGCCACAGUGUAUGCUUCUCCAUUAUGGGUCAGGUCUUUUCAUGUUAUCUUUGCGAUGAGGGAAGGUGCUGUGGUAUAGCAGCUCUUAUGAUGGAAAUGUCAUGCAAGGAGGGGCCUAAGUUUCAUUGCAGUUUGAAUUAAAGUUAUAUGAUAGAAGAAAGUGUUUGUUGUAAUUUUAUAAGGUAAGCAAUUUGCCUUCACUUCCUCAGAGGGCAGUGUAUUAAACUACUAUUCGUUUAGAUGGAUGGUUCCAGUAGGUUUAUAAUGUUGCAAGGCGAGAUUUAAACAAAUUACUGCAUUCUCAGAGGGUUUCAUUUUUCAGUAGUUAAGAAUUGUUGUAAAAUUCUAUAUGUUAAAAGAUCUUGUCACUAGAUAGAGUUAAAUACCUUCAAGCCCCAUUAAUAUCAAUGAGGAAGAAUUAAGCAUGUGCUGAAAUUAAAAGUGCUUAACUUUUACUGUAUUGUAACCACAAUUCAAAAACCUGGCCAGAUAAAAUAGUAUGGACUAUGUAGUGUUCUAAUGGAGUUGAAUAGUAGUGUUUUAUCUCACUCUUAAAAGAGCAAAGAAAUGUACUGUAGUAGCUCCUCCUUUUGCUAAUAAAUAAACCACUAUCUUGAGAAGCAAAUAUGUAAUUGUUGGAACUGUAAUAUUUCACCUGAUGAAUGAAUUUGCAAAUUCAAUAAAUUGUGUAUCAUCUGCAUAUUUUGUUUCCUCCCUGAAAUUAAAAUCUUUUCAAUGUUC
This is a messenger RNA of Elgaria multicarinata webbii, 2522 nucleotides long. It is a transcript of the gene TRMT10A, whose product is annotated as tRNA methyltransferase 10A. Gene Ontology annotation, molecular function: methyltransferase activity; tRNA binding. The coding region runs from base 123 to 1058 and encodes 311 amino acids. Gene Ontology annotation, biological process: tRNA N1-guanine methylation. The record is from RefSeq and is a predicted model, not a curated record. The transcript has 8 exons. Lineage: Eukaryota; Metazoa; Chordata; Lepidosauria; Squamata; Anguidae. Gene Ontology annotation, cellular component: cytosol; nucleus; nucleoplasm.